GAUACGAACCUGCCAGAAACAGCGCGAGAAACAGUGCUAAUCAUGUUAUAAAACCUGUUUUAUUUACAAAUUACACGUGUCAGAGCGAUCGUCGAGUGUCAGCGGACGUAUAAAAUUUCUGUCUCAACAGUUUAGUAAACUAUCAUUAUAUGUCGUGUUUUAUAAUGUAGCUGAAGAAGAUUAGCUCGUAUGCUAAUAUUGUGAGACAAUCGAAGGUUUCGGAACAAUAAAAGGUUUAUUUUAUGCAUGACAAGCAUAUACUAUCUUGUGCGAUAAUCAUAUUUAAAAGUUUAUAACGUUUUCAAGCAUUCUUUGCCUUCCUUCAGAUGUUUGUCACAGUGUUUGUUCGUGUUGACAGAUAGGGCACGUAACUUAACACAACAUCGCAAUGAUUGUAUUACGUAUCUUCUGACAUUUAUCUUUUUUUAAAUAUUACAUCACAUUUUCUUCUUUUAGUCCUAGUCCUGAGAUGAAUUCACUGUUAGAAGGAGUUGAAUAUUGAUUUGAAGGACUGUCAUAUUUAAAGGACAUCUGCCUUUAUUUGGAUUCAUAAGAAGCUGGUGGAUUAGAAGAGGAUUGGCCGAGCUGAACGUGAUUCCAUUUGGACAUAUAACUUGAGAAGCAGCCAGGAUGCCUCUGCUGUUUCUGGAGCGCUUCCCUUGGCCCAGCUUACAGACAUACACAGCUCUGAGCUCAGUUCUGCUUGCUGGGACCAUCUUAAGUGCCUACAGCACUGUCAGAGACUCGCAGUACAACACUGCCCUGACUGAGGACCCGCAAAGUGAAUCACAUCAUGAGGAGAUCAAGCUGGGAAAUCUUGGAAACCUGGCCACCAAUGUGCUACUCUAUCUCAUCACAGACACUAUGUUUGUCUGGGUGAUGGUCAACACUGCGUGCUGCAUCCUCAUGUUGAUAGCUAAAGUGAUCCAGUGCAUUGUGUUUGGACCAUUGAGAGUCAGCGAGAAACAGCAUCUGAAAGACAAGUUCUGGAACUUCAUCUUCUACAAGUUCAUCUUCAUCUUUGGUGUGCUGAAUGUGCAGCGGGUGGAUGAGGUGGUGCUCUGGUGUCUGUGGUUCUCCAUGCUCAUCUUCCUCCAUCUGAUGGUGCAGCUCUGUAAAGACCGCUUUGAAUAUCUGUCAUUUUCCCCCACCACACCGAUGGGGAGUCACGUACGUGUCUUGGCUCUGCUGGUGUCUAUUCUCAUGUGCUGUGGUGGUAUAGCAGUACUCUGCGGUCUUGUCGGGCAUCUUCAUGGGAUGCACACAGUGGCUUUUAUGGCAGCUGAGUGUUUGCUGGUGACAGUACGCACAGGCCAUGUUAUCAUAAGGUAUUCCAUUCACCUGUGGGACCUGAACCAUCAGGGCACCUGGGAAAACAAGAGCUCAUAUAUCUAUUACACUGACUUUAUCAUGGAGUUGGCCAUUCUCUGUCUGGAUCUGAUGCAUCACAUCCACAUGCUGCUCUUUGGUAACAUCUGGUUGUCCAUGGCCAGUCUGGUGAUCUUCAUGCAGCUGCGUUAUCUCUUCCAUGAGUUCCAGAGGAGAAUUCGCCGCCAUAAGAACUACUUGCGUGUUAUUGACAAUAUGGAGUCAAGGUUUGCCGUGGCAACGCCCGAUGAGCUGGUGGCCAAUAAUGAUGACUGUGCCAUCUGCUGGGAUUCAAUGACUACAGCACGCAAGCUUCCCUGUGGACACCUGUUUCACAAUUCCUGUCUGCGAUCUUGGCUCGAGCAAGACACUUCCUGUCCCACAUGCCGUAUGUCACUGAACAUCAAUGAAGGCACAAGGGAGAGGGGGGAGGGCCAGAGAGAGCCGCUGGACGAGAACAUGGCCGCUGGGCCGGGAGUGGAUGCCCGACAGCAUCUCAACCAACACAACCACUUCUUUCACUUUGAUGGGUCCCGCAUUGCCAGCUGGCUGCCCAGUUUCUCUGUGGAGGUCAUGCACACCACUAACAUCCUGGGCAUCGUGCAUGCUAACAACUCGCAGCUCAACGCCAUGGCCCAUCAGAUCCAGGAGAUGUUUCCACAGGUCCCUUAUCACUUAAUCCUGCAGGAUUUACAGCUAACACGCUCUGUGGAAGUCACCACCGAUAACAUUCUGGAGGGAAGGAUACAGGUGCCUUUUCCAACACAGCCUGUGGAGCGCUCAACCAUACAAGUAAACCCUGCACAUGAAGAGUCAGAGGGUCCCGGCAGCAGUUCAGAGGUCAUUGCUGAGGCAGAAGACUUCGAGGUACGGGGCAGCCGCUUUUCCAAAUCUGCAGAUGAGAGGCAAAGGAUGCUGCUGCAGAGAAAGGAGGAGUUACUCCACAGAGCUCGCAGGCGUUAUUUAAACAAGAAGCCUGAUGAAGAAGAUCUCUCCUUUGCUGUCGAACAUGAGGAGGUACAAGAUUUUGUAGAGGAUGAAGACUCUGACUCGAUGAUCCUGAGGCGCAGGAGGCUGGCGGCUGCAGCAGAGAGACGCAUGCAGAGGCAGUCAGACCCACCUCUGUGAGAGGAGCUCCACUCAUAUGCAUGUUUCCAGCAACGCCCACCUCUGAUCCUGCCCGGGGAGAAAUCAUUGAAUAGGAAGUAGCCUUCCUUAUUCCACCCAUUUUAAGGCGAGCAAAAACAUGCAUGAUGCGCCUGUGCUGUGAUACAGCGGUGCCCUAUUACCAAAAUAAAAAGAAACUAGACAUCAUUUUUGCCCAUAUGUACAACAUAUUUUUUCAUAAUAAAAAUAACUAGGCGUUGUCUCAUAACGGUGACUUAGAAUGAAGGUGAUACUUGAUAUCUGAGUCAUAAAAUGUUAAGUAUUUGUUGACAGCUGCUUAUGUAUUUUGGACAGCAUUAACAUUUCUGAGAUAGAUUUGAUUUUUUGAAAUGCUGCAUUUAAUGUUUCUUUCGACCCGUUUAGUUCACAUGUUUAAUUUUAGAAUGAUAUUUUUUUUGUAAAAUCGACAAUUUGGAGUAUUUUGAGUACUCAAUUUUGGAACUGGCUUGGAUUAGAGAUUAGGCAGUGAACAUUGGGCUCUGUGUGAGAGUUUUGUUGUUUGUUGCUUUGGCCAUGAAUUAUUUUUUUGCUGGUUAGUGUUUGGAUCAGCCUGUAGUUGACUUAUAAAACUAUGGACACAAUAUUGAGAGUUUAAGCUCUUAUAAUGCCACCAUGGCAUUUAGAGCCUGAAGAUAGUUUUAAAAGAAAAUUGGCGUAGAUCGCGUUAGUUGGUUUCUGCUGGCAUUGUUUUGAAUCACGUGAUGUGUCUAUAGUCAUAUGGUGAUGUUUUUCUCGCCAUGACAGUGUGGUCUUUAAACUGUCGACUCGAUGUGUUGCUCUUUAUUUUGUGCACGGGGUGUCAUUCAUAAAACACGAGCAGAAUUCAUUUUUGCCCUCAAAAUCCUUAAUCGUAAAUUACUUUUCUUUUUCUCACAAUUUGCCAGUGUGGUAGAAUUUUAUUUAAGAUCCAAACUAUUUAUGUAAACACAUUUUAGUAUCAUACAAUUUUGCAUACUGUAUGUAGUUUUAAGUUGAUUUUUUUUUUGUGUGUAUUUUUAAUGGUAAAUGACAUUUGAAAAAAAAACAAAUUGGCCACGUUUAAAUCAUUUUAAACUAUUUUGACAUUGUGUUUAAUUGAAUGCAUUGGCAGUUUUAUGACAAAUUGGUCUACCUCGUGUUUCAUAUAUAAGAUCCUAUGUGAACUCGGAAGCAUGUUUUGGACAGUGUAUACAUAAAAAUGGUUAUUAGGUCAGUUUUGUAGCAUUUUGUUGUCCGCAAUUUGGUUCAGUUCUAUUAAAUGGUUUUAAAGACAUGUAUUAUUCACCGUACUAAUGUGCUAAUGCCUAUAAAUGAUUGUUUCUUUACUGACCCUUGACAUUCAGAAGAACUUGUCUCAAGCUUUUUUUUUAAGUUCAUAUAAAUGUACAUGAUUUCCUUAAAAAAGCCUUUUGUUAAAUCAAGCAGGACCAGAAUCACAAGCCAGUCAACAUUAUUUCUUUGAGAAUGACUAUGUAGCCUCAUUGUGGAUUUCAAAAAAAAAUCUUUGAAAUGUCUCUACUGUUUUACACUGUGAAUAUAAUAUUUUCUGCCAUUUUAUGUGGAUUACUUGUUAUAUUACUGAAUCAUUGACUGUUAAUUAUGUCUGUAGCCCAAUUUUUCCCAAAGAGCUUUAUCAUUCUGGUUAAUUUUAUUCACGACAGGUAGACAUUGUGAAACAUGUCAAAUUGACCGCUGGCCAAUAUUGAACUUGUAUGUUUUGGUUGCACAGAUGCAUCUUAAACAGUAUUUCUUAAACAUAAUAAAUGCAAUAUUCACUGGAUUUAUUCAGAUGAUAAUACAGUCGAUUGAUGUUCAUGCUGUUUGUUGAAGUAUCAGAUUGCUUUUUGUAAACAGUUCAUUAUUUGUGCCUGAAAUUAACAGUGGAUUUAAUACAAGUUUAAUUGAUGUAAAUAAUUUUGUAAUUAAGACUGUAUAAUACAUGUUGAAAUGACCUUGUACAAAAUAAAAGUCACAGCUGCUUUAGAAGCUUUUAAGCAUA
Messenger RNA from Triplophysa dalaica, 4513 nucleotides. RefSeq names its product autocrine motility factor receptor a (gene amfra). Gene Ontology annotation, biological process: protein K48-linked ubiquitination; endoplasmic reticulum unfolded protein response; ubiquitin-dependent protein catabolic process. Gene Ontology annotation, cellular component: ubiquitin ligase complex; cytosol; endoplasmic reticulum. The transcript has 13 exons. Gene Ontology annotation, molecular function: ubiquitin protein ligase activity; ubiquitin binding. Lineage: Eukaryota; Metazoa; Chordata; Actinopteri; Cypriniformes; Nemacheilidae. The record is from RefSeq and is a predicted model, not a curated record. Bases 631 to 2496 code for a protein of 621 amino acids.